Metarhizium brunneum ARSEF 3297 is the source of this 2097-nucleotide messenger RNA. RefSeq names its product Transcription factor vrtR1 (gene vrtR1). Gene Ontology annotation, biological process: regulation of DNA-templated transcription; DNA-templated transcription. Gene Ontology annotation, molecular function: DNA-binding transcription factor activity, RNA polymerase II-specific; DNA binding; zinc ion binding. The record is from RefSeq and is a predicted model, not a curated record. NCBI's taxonomy places the organism in Eukaryota, Fungi, Ascomycota, Sordariomycetes, Hypocreales, Clavicipitaceae.
AUGUCGCAACUCGUUGCCAUUGCUCCUGCGCCAGGAAAGUCUCCGUCCGCGGAAGCCGGCGUUGCUUCGACUCCGGAUUCUGCGACAAUGCAAUUCAACUGUCAAUCAUGCGUUCGCAAAAAGGUCAAAUGUAACAGGACUCUUCCCGUUUGCUCUGGCUGUCACAAGGGCAACCUCGAAUGCACAUAUCUUGCUCCGCCGCCAAGGAAACGGAGAAGGGUGCAAGAUGAGGAUAUGAAUCAACGCCUGGCUAGAUAUGAGAGCAUCUUACGAGCCAAUGGUCUUCUACAGCCAGCACCGACAUCAUCUCACAGCGGAGAUGCAGUGACUCAGCGUAGCAACCGGCAUGCGACAGAAGUCUUGUCCAACAACCAAGGCCCAGCUGAAGUCGGCAAACUUGUUUCAGCAGACGGCAAGUCCCGCUACAUUGAUAGUGUCCUGCUGCUUCCCGCUGGAGAUGGAGAUUUGUGUGAACUGUCAGAUUCAGACUCAGAGAUCAACGAGGAUGACAACGAGGCUUCGAGAAGAGACCAUAGUGUAUCCAGCAAUCUAGGCUUCUUAACUGGGGAAGCUGUCCCCCUGGCUAUGCUGGGACGCCAUCAAAGCCUAGCCGACGUCCAUCCAACCCACGAUGAGGCUUUGAGCCUAUGGAAUGCCUACGUUCAAAAUGUCGAGUCCCUGUGCAAAAUUCUGCACAUCCCAACGAUGGCACAGAUGGUUGACACAAUCUCUCGGAAGCCAGCCUCAGUUUCAAAAGGAGAUGAAUGCUUGGUUUUCAGUAUUUACUACCUUGCUGUGUUUUCCAUGCCGGACGCCGACUGUCUGCAGACGUUCAAUAAGCAAAAGCACGAUCUAAUGGCAAAGUACCGCAGUGCUGUUCUUCAAGCCCUAGUCAAUGCGUCGUGGUUAAAAACCACUUCAUUGCGUGUGCUUCAGGCCUACGUAAUAUUUCUUGUGGCGGCACGUAGUCAGGUCGAUCCGCAUACUUUCUGGAGCUUAACUGGCAUCGCCAUUCGACUUGCGCAGCGCAUGGGACUGCAUCGUGACGGGGAAAACCUUGGUCUUCCACCUUUUGAGGUCCAAAUGCGCCGUCGACUGUUUUGGCAGCUACUCCCUCUUGACACCUAUGCUGGUCAGGUUUCAGGUACGGGGAUUUCGAUAGCACCGGACAGCUGGGAUACCAAGCAGCCAUUGAACAUCAACGAUGACCAAAUUUAUCCUGGAAUGACCGAGAUACCAGAAGAAAAGAAGGGAGCCACAGAAAUGAUAUACAGCCUUGCCAGGAUAGAAUUGUCCAACUUUUACGCCAAGACGGGUGUGAAGUUGAAAAGCGCGGCGGUAUCAUUCAAAAACUCAGAAGAGAUCGAAAACUUGAUCAAUGAUGUCGAGGGCUCCAUAGAGAUGAAGUACCUUCGGUACUGCGACAUCCUCAACCCGCUACACCUUCUAACGCUCGCAGUCGUGAGGUCAGCUGCGAAUAUUGUUCGUUUACGCAACCGAAUGAAACCAGUAAUGGAUAAAACCGUGAAUGACGGUGAGCGAAACGAGCUUUGCGCCCUCUCGGAGAGGAUCCUUGAGACAGAUAGUACUAUUUAUCGCAACCCGUCCUUGAAGAAAUUCCGAUGGCAAGUGAAGAACUUUUUCCUUUGGGAUGCACUUCUCUGCAUCUUACUCAGUAUCUCCAAAGCUGGCUUCUACAAAAGAGCGGAAUUAGACAAGACGUGGAAUAUGGUUGGGGAGGUCUACGCAAACCAUGAGGAUCUGUUGGAGAGAAAGAGAGCCCUACACUUCAUGAUCUGUGAUGUCACGUUAAAGGCCUGGCUCGCGAGCCCUCCAAAACAACCUAUACCUGAACCUUCCUUCAUAUCGUCUCUUCAAAACCAGCGCAAACGCAAGUCCCGGGGGCCGCAAGAUACUAUCAGUGAUACCGUCAGUGAGAUGGGCAGUAGCAAUGAUGCAAUGGAGGAGACGUCUACGACUGACGGGCUCUUUGGCCAUAUUGACGGCACGAAUCUGAUGAUGGAAAAUAAUUUGAACACGAAUCCUUCAGAUUGGUUAUUCUGGGAUCAAUUCUACCGCGAUACAAAUCUUUGUUGA